UUGAAGACAGGAAAGCAGUCACGCGCUUUAGUAAAACGAUUAGAUGAUUCAGCGCGUGGAAGCGAACGAUUCAAAGAUUCAAACGCCGAAUCGUUCGGAAACGAAGCACCACAUUGACAUUUCUGCUUCCUAGUAGACUUGAAGUCGUCAGGUGUUGUUGCUGUUACUAUGUCGACACUAAAGAAAGUUAUAUGGCCCCAAAUCAUUCUCUUCGGCGACUCAAUAACGCAGUUUGCGUUUCAAGCGAACGGAUGGGGAUCCGAAAUCUCUCAUAAACUCGCCAGAAAAUGCGACGUAGUAAACAGAGGCUUGUCGGGUUACAACACAAGGUGGGCUAAGAUUGUGCUUCCUCGCAUCGUGCCCAUUUCUGAUGCUCCUAUUGCGGCUGUGACCGUCUUCUUCGGCGCUAAUGAUUGUGCAUUGGAAGACAAAAACCCCGCGCAGCACGUGCCUCUCCAGGAGUUCACGGAGAAUAUAAAAGAUAUUGUCAAAUAUCUGCUGUCUAUAGGAGUGUCCAAUGACAAGAUCAUCUUCAUCACACCACCACCACUUCAAGAAGCUGCCUGGGAGAAAGAGUGCUUGCUAAAAGGUUCAGCUUUGAAUCGGCUGAACUCUGUGGCUGGUCAGUAUGCGCAGGCCUGUGUUCAGGCUGCUGGACAGUCUGGUGUGGAUGUUCUGGAUCUCUGGACGCUCAUGCAGAAAGACGGACAGGAUUUCUCAGUGUAUCUUUCGGACGGACUUCAUCUCUCUGAUAAAGGCAAUCAGUUUGUGGCAGAGCAUUUAUGGACACUUCUUGAGAGGCGAGUGACUGAUUUGCCCUUCAUUCUGCCUUACUGGGGGGACGUGGACCCAAAAUGCCCUGAGAGCAGCCUACUGUGUGAUUAAAACACAGGUCAGAUGAUGCACAGCGUACAAAACACCAUUCAGUUCCUGUGGUUUGGACAUUUUUUGAUCCGCUUAUCAUCAUAAAUUGUGCAAGGACCAUCCACCAGUCACGACUUGAUUUGAAAACAGGAGGUGUUUUGAGUUAAAUCACAGAUGUCGCAGAUAAUGUUUAAUGUUCAGCCAAAAAUAUAUUUAGAUUUCAGAACCGCUAAUGUGAGGCCAAUUGAUUUAUUGAGCUUCUUAUACGCACUAAGCUUUUAAGUUGGGACAAUAAUGGCUUUCAAUUUUAGAUCUUCUUGCAAUAUCACAUGUAUUUUCUUUCAGGGUCAUAAAAUAAUCAAAAACACUUCAGUGUAGAGGCAGUUUAUUCAUGUGGCUUCAAACCCCAAGAAUACAUGUUAAAUAAAUGUGACAUAACCAAGCAUCAAAAACACACACACUGAAUGAUAGCAGAAUGAGAUCAGAUACAGCUGUCUACAUCCAAGUGAGAUGUUUUAAUUACUUCUGAUUUGAUAUACAGGAAAGUAAGAAACAAUACAAAAUAUAUAUUUAGUCAUUUGACUUAUUAUGGCACAUUAAAACUUUACAAGAUCUUAAAAUUCGACUGUAAUAGUUAAAGUCAGAUAUUUCACAGUGGGGGAAUACUAUAUCGAUUGAUUUUGGUCACGUCUAUACAACGGUUUUAGUGACAAAAAGAGAAAAUCUAUGAAAUAUGCACAUCCCUCGGCUCUGUAAUCAGUGUUUCACAUAUUCAUACUGCUAUAUUAAAAUGACAUGAGAUGCUAUAGAGUAUAUAGUAGUACAAAUUAAACUGAACAAACCUUGACGCAAAAAAAUGAAGUGCAAUUUCUAUCUUUAAGCCUUAAGAACACGUAAAAUAAAACUCAUUAUAAAUUGCAUCUCUUCUUACAUUUUCCAAACACGUAUGACAUUUAAUUCAUAAACAUAUGGCAUAGGACAUGCAUAGCUUGAAUCUUCUCAGCAAGUCGACCAGUGUAAUAUUAAAAGUAUAGAGUCAUGCAGUAGUCCUGCUGCUCAUGUUCUUAAUGAGGUAUACAUGAAUAAAAAUACAAAAAUUUUACACUACUGGACGUGUUACAAGGCACAUACUGACUGUAUUAAAAGAAUAUUAAAUAUAAGUUAAAGGGACAGUUUACCAAAAAUGAAAAUUCUGUCAUCAUUUACUCACCGUCAUGUCAUUCCAAACCCAGAAGUCUUUUAAUCAUCUUCGAAACCUGCAUUCUCUCCAAUCAAAAGUCCAUUCUCCCAAAACUUUCAUACUUGAAAAAAAUCAUGAAUACAUUAUAAUCAACGCUUUACAUGAUGAACAGAUUUAAU
Molecule: messenger RNA, 2223 nt
Organism: Onychostoma macrolepis
Lineage: Eukaryota; Metazoa; Chordata; Actinopteri; Cypriniformes; Cyprinidae
Gene: iah1
Product: isoamyl acetate hydrolyzing esterase 1 (putative)
Exons: 6
Coding region: 169-885 (238 amino acids)
Molecular function (GO): hydrolase activity, acting on ester bonds
Source: RefSeq, a predicted model, not a curated record